This is a messenger RNA of Rhinichthys klamathensis goyatoka, 1009 nucleotides long. RefSeq lists its product as uncharacterized. NCBI's taxonomy places the organism in Eukaryota, Metazoa, Chordata, Actinopteri, Cypriniformes, Leuciscidae. The record is from RefSeq and is a predicted model, not a curated record. The transcript is spliced from 2 exons. The coding region runs from base 314 to 838 and encodes 174 amino acids.
CUCUAAUGAUGCUCUUAUAAUGACAGAGGAGUUUGACAGCAAAGCAGCUGCGCUCAUUUGACAGCAUGGACUAAACCUGAUGCGCGUGAACGGCAACUCCAUCGAGUGCAGGCGAUGUUACAUUUCUAUAAUGCCUUUUAUGUCCUUUUUUUUUUUAGCUAAGUGACUAAAAUCAAGACAGUGUGUAAUAUGAAACUAUUUCCUUUAGAAUUGAACCAAUGCAGAACGGUUCACCCUGGAGUCUCGAUAUCACCCUGAAGCUGGAAGAUGCGCGCGGACUAUUCCAGAUAGAUCAAUGAUAUGAACUUACAUUAUGCCUUCACUACAUCAUGGCGCUAUUUUUAUUGGAGUAUUUUUAAUAGUCACCGGUGGCUCCACCGCUUUUCUAACUUCUAAUCAAAGUCGACUGCAGGCGUUCAGCAUGUGCUGUGUGGUGCUCGGGGCGGUGAUGCUCAUUUUAGGACUUUUCUGGGCUAUGAACGGCAAGAGAACCCCGGUGCCUUAUAAUGAAGAGUACAGCCACGACUACAGUCAAGUCAUGUUCACCCCACCGGCCGGGAACCACAUCCCCGAAUCCCAGUCCGUCUUUCUGCACGGGACUGUGCAAAGGCGAUGUGUAUAUGGUGAUGAUUUGGACUAUCCCCCCAUGGAGCCAGCCUGCUUCAGCCCUACCAGUCGGGGUCGGCCUCCUCACUGGGACAUGGAACCUCCUCCGCCUUAUGAGGUGGCCAUCAAAACCACUAGGAGCUCCACACACCUGAGGCGCAGCUACUCGGACACACAGCUGCUCACUGAACCUCUGUUUGGACGCUCACGGGAGAUCAGUUUCGAAGUGUGAUAUCUGUUCAUCCCUUGAGACCCGAACUGAGGAGCUGAACCACCCUAAAAUAUUCACAAACAAGUGUUGAUGAAGCUACGAAACAGGCAUUAACAAUCCACAGCUCGCAGAGGGGGUGUUUUGGGCCUCUUGAGAUGGUUUUCGUCUUAACCAUUAACAGCCUUUUCUCAA